This is a messenger RNA of Sebastes umbrosus (honeycomb rockfish), 3296 nucleotides long. Its product is annotated as cortexin-2-like. The transcript has 2 exons. The record is from RefSeq and is a predicted model, not a curated record. The coding region runs from base 584 to 850 and encodes 88 amino acids. NCBI's taxonomy places the organism in Eukaryota, Metazoa, Chordata, Actinopteri, Perciformes, Sebastidae.
AGCUGAUCCAUUCUUUAGUAAACUUCCAUGUAAACAAACUCCUCUCCGUCCCUUCAUAGGUCUCCCCAUGUCUCCAUCAUCACCUCAGUCUCCCAAUGAGCUCGGGUCCAUCGCUAUAGCAACUGGUUGCCACGGGCGACGAGACACAGCCAGCACCAGCCAGCAUCCUCCUCACAGUUGUUGUCGAAGGCAGAGAGGAGAGGUAAGGCGCGGCGCGAGCUGAGCAGCAUAAGAAGAAGAAGACUCUUUUUCUCUCUCGCCAAAAUAAAAAACAAUGAAAUAAAAAAAAAAAAACAUCCAAUCAGACUGCCAGAUUCUCCUGUUUCUGCUUCCAACCUCUGGAGAGGAAGCGAGAGGAUGAGAGGAUGGUGACAACUUGUUCUCCCAGGAAAGUGUUGCUUCAGUGCUCGGCUGUCUUGGAGUGCAGGCGGUGACCCCGCCGUCGCCGUCGAGACCGCCGCCGGGUGACCGCUGCAGGGCGUCUCCUCUCCAACUUCUUCUUCUGUAAAGACGAUGUUUACCUCUGGACGCCGUCUCGUCGGACAGAGGACGAGGAUCGUCUAAAGCAACCACCCAUCCCAACAUGGCUGACGACCUUUACAGCAGCACCUUCUCUGCUUCUGAAUCGGACUUCUCCUCCUCCUCAUCCUCCUCGUCCUCCUCGGCAUCCGCCUCCUUCCUCACGCUCGAGGCAAGGGCGGCCUUCGUCUUCGUCCUCAUCCUCUUCAUCUUCUUGGGCCUGCUGAUCGUCCGCUGUUUCCGGAUCCUUCUGGACCCGUACCGGAGCAUGCCGUCCUCCACCUGGACGGACUACAUGGAGAAGGACACCUUUGACUACCGAAUUUCCUGACAGGCAGCCUGAGAGGCAGCAACCCUGACCAACAACAAGUUAAACUGAGGCGACGACCACACGGAGAGUAAAGCGGAGACACGAGCGCACGUUUCCCCUCUAGUGGCUGCAAUGGGGCUGAACAGGAGAGCGACCAGACUAGUACACAGACAGCAUGACGGGAAAUUAGUCCCAAGUAAAAACUUCUUCGGCCUCUUUGGCAGAAGAAGUUUGUCUACCAGAGUAUCCACUUAAAAUCUAAAAACACUGUUUGCUAGUAAAGGCAACUACUGUUUGUUUCACAUCAGCAGCCAAAUAACAAUCUGGUUGAAUUUGAAAACCACCUCGAGGGCAGGGAGACAAAAUACUUAAUUUCCCAGCAGUGAUUCCACUUUUACAACCUUAAAUCAAACAAUACGUGACUCGACUUUAACGCCACUGACUUGUGAAUUCACCGGACGAAAGCUUUUUGGCUGUAAAUCACUUUAUUUCUUAGAAAUUAUUAUAAAAAAGUGCAGUUAAUGAACUCAUCAUUUUCCUGACAUCAGACUUCGGAUCAACAAAAACCUAAAGUAACAUGCAAAAUUCAGAAAAUCACAGAUGGAGACGCAACAACUUCUUCGUUUAGGCUGAACAAAGAGUGCUAAGUCGAGGCUAGCUUCAGGGGCCAUGUCCACCAAAGUUUUUUCUCCUGAGGCCAGCAUAUAUUUUAAAUUCUCUGAAAUGGAAGCACUGCGUAUUUACGCUUUGCUAAAAACGCCAGCAGCGUGAUGAGACGCUGAGCGUCUAUUCUGGUCGCAGAGAGUGUUCAACUUUUGGGUAAAAUGCGCUCGGCACUGAUACCAAUCACAGUGGAGGAGGGUCGGGACAAUAGACCCUUUCAGUGUGGACGUCAUGAUGAGGUCACGGUGUUAGCUGGAGGCUAAACAAAGGAAAGACUGGAGGCUAACACUAGCAGUGGGCUAAAGUUACAUAUCUAAAAUGUCAUCUUGCUGUGUUGUUGGGUGCCAGAAUCUAGAUAUUACAGACAUUUGAGAUGACAAACUGUGAUUCGAGGCUCUAGCGAACUACAAUAUCGGAGAAAAGGAAAGGAAUUAGCAAGCUAAGCCAGCUAAGUAGCCAGCCAUCCGACCAGCGGGCUGGUGGCCAACGGCAGCGUUGUAAAGAUAAAUUGAGGGCGUAUAAAUCUUUGGAUGUCUAUAGUUAACUAUCCUUCUGUAAAGUCCAUCUAAAAGAGUCAUACAAUAUCGGCAAAGCGUUUCAGAGAUGGAGAGAAAGGGUUGCUAAUAGUUUAACCUUCUGCUAACAGCAGCCAAUGGCUCACGGCUGCGGUUAGCAGAAGGCUAAAAGCUGAAAUGAAAGCACUGUCAAGCGUUUUCAGCUGAGCGUUUUCAGCUGAAAAAAAAAAAAAGACUUUGUUGGACACAGCCCUAAAAAAACGGGUUCAAAUCUGAGGUAUUUCUCUAAAAUAAGUGAGUCAAAGCUAAAACUGAGUGGUUUGGUUUGAUUUGAGCGACGACGGUCUGACAACAGAACAAAGCUAAGAGCUAACGUGAAGACGUUAACUUCAGUAGCAGUGUUUCCAUUCAACUGUCAAGCGAAUUUUAAGCAAACUUUUGAAAUGACGCAAAAAUGAAAUGUGAAUUAGACGCGUUUCCAUCAGCUGGUUUGGAGCGAUUAAACCCGGCCACAGCGUAGUUUGGUCAGUAGGUGGCGCUAUAGGCUAUGCACGGCUGUAAUCAGCCAGUAAACGGAGUAGAAGAAGAAGAAGUAGAGGUUGAACCGUAAAACAAAACAAGUCGCCAUCUACGAGACAAAAAUGAAGAGAGGUCUUCAGGAAUUAGUUUUAAAAGUUCUUUCAGCUGGUAUUGAUCACGUUUCUUGGGAAUAUUCAAGAAGAUGAUGAAACAUCUUUAGUGCAUCAACUAUUUUUCAACAAAAACCUCCUCAAGCGAGCGUAAAAACUUGUUUGCGCAAUUGAGGAAGUUUUAUUGAAUUUGUCUGUUUCCAUCCAGCUUUUCUAAUCCACAUAAAAAUCAACACGGUAAUAAAACAAGAUGCAUCCGACAUUUAAUAUCUUAAAUGUUCGGCUGUCGUUGGUUAUUUAUCCUGAUGUUGCCGCUCUUUCUAAUUCCAUAAUGACUCGUUUAGGACUUUGACUCAGAACUUCUGACUUAACUUGACCUGUAGCCAGUAAAACUGCCUUCUAAAUAGUUUUACUACUAGUAGUACCAGUAGUUUACUACGACUACUAUGACUUCUGUUACAGCCACACAUCGUCAGCCAUCAUUCAAAUUACAUUUAAAUUUUACAGUUAGACGGUUGCCCGAAGCUCUAAGGGCGCUACCUGCUCUGGAAACUAACCGGGGAAAGGAACCGUUUGGGGGAAAAGUGCGCCUUGUGUUAUUUCUGCUUCCUGUCUGAUUGUCGCCUCAGUCCGCCUGGCAGACUGGACAUCUGGGCAAAA